AUGGAGCGCAACGGCACCUCACACCUUUCCAAGAGAGCGUCGUCGGGCUCGUCAUCCUUGGUUGCAGAAGUGGCCUAUCUCGACAGCAGUGCCGAGGCGCUCCAUAUCCAGAAACGCCCACGCCGCACCCAUGCUCGCCGUUCCUGUCAGAUGUGCCAGCAGCGCAAGGCGAGAUGCGAGCUGCCCGAUCUCGAGGUCCCCUCCAGCGCUCUACCCCUCCCGGACCAUCAGAAGUGCCACCGAUGCAAGACGCUUCAGAUCUCGUGCAUCGUCGACGAUGCAAACAGGAAAAAGACCAAGAAGCAAGCUGCUGAACCAAGUAACACGCGUUCCAGCCCUUCCAAACGCCAAGAUGCAGAAAUCACAGACCGUCGAGCCUUGCGCAAGUCGUCGACCAAUGCUUCCAUGUCGUCCGCCUUUGGCGAUGCCAUGAGUGUCCAUAGUAACGGCAGCAGCAGCGCUGCCAGUCUCGUCCCUUCUGGCGCCGGACCUUCCGAGCCCAACGACCUCAAAUUUGCUGGUGGGCGUGAGCUCGGCGAUCAGAUCGUCUAUCCUGCAGAGCCCAGACUCGUUUCCAAGACUCCCGCAUCAUCCUCGGAUGAAGAAGACCAACAAGACUCAGACUCUCCCGCUCAUACCGAGCCAUUAAAUCAACGCCAGAAGAGGAACCCCUCGGCCAGUUCCGAACACAUCAAGACUCAGGAUCGCAGGGACGUUGGCAACAUCGAUGUCUGGGAACGCUUCUCCACCCGCAGCCGUCCUCUCACUCUGCUCACUGAGCUCGUGCCACGUCAGAAUGGCUUUGCCUCGAAAGUGUUCCGUCUGGUCUCGGCAAGAGCCACCAUAGAAACCGACGUCACCGAGAUCAUCCCCAAUGAGAAGUCAAAGCAGCUCAGCGACUGGUGCGAAAACAAUCUAACGCUUUGGAUGCCCCACCUUCACAAUGCGUACCAGCUCCGACAAGACGCGCUUCAAGGCAAACAGACCCUCUCUACUCAACUUUUGGAACAGACGCUCUAUCUCAUUGCCAUGCAGCACAUUCGUGAUCCAAGAGACGACGUCGCACGCUUCUCCAUCACCCGCUUUUGCAUUCGCGACUUGGCGCGACUCAUGAUGACCUCGCCGCGCUCUCCCGCCGCCGUACAGGCUUUGGAACUGCUCGCCCUCUUUCCCGUCGAUGUCUCGGCCAUCCCUGGCCCUUGUCGCAACCGUGUGCGCACCGACUCGCAGAUUGGUGCUGCCGAACGCUCUGCCCGGUCCAUUCGACUCGAUCGCGUUGCUUUGACCGCCGCGGCUCCCUAUUCCUUUGUCACUGCCGCCAACCAGAUGGACGACUUUGAGAUCAAACGUACAGCCAUGAUCUGGGCCAGCGUCAAGACGUGGUAUAAUUGCUUCACCAUUGGCGACGAUGAGCUCUACGAAAGUAUCGACGUGCGCUUUUUUUCCGAUGACUGGAGCCGAUCAUUGAUCUUGCCUCUCGACGAGACCUCGGCAGAGCUCAAUGCACCCAAUCGUCGCGCAGCAACGCCAGAGAACGAACUCUUUUCGCAAAAGCGUUGGUCACGCACACGAAGGAUCGGGAGCAUUGGUCUUGCUAUGCGCUGUCUUCUCAUGAGGCAGUUGCUCGUCGCUUUUGACACCAUCGGCCACAUCUCCGUCGACCUUCCCGAAAACGAGCGCCUGGCCUCUUUAUCAGAUAUCAUCGAUACUUACAGGCAGCACGUCGUCAGUAUCGACAAGGAGUUUCAGAGCCACCUGGUCAACAAACAAGGAGGCAGCGAGCUACUCCGAACCUGGUUGACCAUCGAAGCCACCGGCGGAUACCUUCUCGUUCUCGGUGCCGGCAUUCUUCGCGGCUUGGGCAUUGACAAGAGGGAAAACUUCCCGCCACACGAACUAGCCUUGCUCAUCCGAGGAGAAAACGCCUCGCCAGGCAUGAGGGACUUUCUUACUCGCUACGGCGAAGAGCGCAUCCUGGCGGCCGAAAAGGUGCUCGUUAGCAUCAGCACUCUCUGCCGAGAUGCAAGGGCAGCUAGCGCAAUCACUGCAACCGACAAGAGCCGCAAGCCGUCCAAUUCGAGCCAAGAUCACUGGAUCGUUGAAGGUCAAUCCCGCCCCAUUGUACCCCUGCCCAACAUCUGUGGAUUUGCGCUCGAGGCUGCUUUCAACGCCAUGGAGAUGCACGCCACCAUGUUUAAGCUGUGGAAGACACCGCCGAAACGAUCCGAAUCCUGGCAGCUCGUCUUUUCCAAUGUCGUUACAGCCAUGCUCUCGCUGGACCCACAAGGCUCGGUUCGCAAUGGCAGCAUCCCCGCCACGUGUGCCUACAUCCUUCAAGGCAUGCUCAAGGUCAUUGUUGCAUGGACCGACUGCAGUCGAAAGAAGGAUCACCAGCGAUCCACCUCGACAUCCUGCCCAGCUGCUUUUGCAGUUGGUACGCGACACCAAGACGACCACUGCCCCAAUGGCAGGCAAAGUUGCGGUCGAGCCCUACAGCAGAUGAGGAGACCGCCUGUAGGCGCCUCGCCCGAACUGGAACGGUACUCGACGCUGCUUCAUCCCGACUUGGCGAUGCGCAAGAGCUUUGAUGUAGGGCAAGGCGUCGGUACCGGUCCAACCACAUCUCGAUUCAGGGACUCUGGCGCGCAACACCUGAGUCAUGCCGGCGGGAAUGUUAUCUCGGCACACAACAUGGCCGCAUAUGAGCCGGAUGUCGCUGGUUACCCCCAGCAGUAUAGCAAUCUUCGAGGCGGUCCGGCGAGCCAGAACUUUGUAGCCCCAAAUGCGACGGAAUCGCUUGCGGCUGCAUUGCCUCGCAGUGGAAGUUGGACAAGCGAGAGCACGGUCGCACCCCCGUAUUCGCAGCAAUCGCAGAUUCACCAUUCCCACCACCACAGCAAUUCCCUUGGGCCGUAUGGGGCGCCCACUGCCAAAGCCAAUUCGAUGCCGUCAAGCUCCUCCAACGCAUCAUCUCAUACGCACACGCCGCCUCCGCUAUGCGAAAAUGGAGUUCAUGGCGUAGGCUUGGUCAAUGGUGGCAGCAACGGAUUGUUUGCCGAUGGCACCAACGGCGCGUACUACAACAACGAGAGCGAUGCGCUGCCUUCUGUCGCCUUGGACUCGCUCGAUUUCAUCCUUAAUGAUGUGCUGGGAUCGUCCGAGUGGUCUGGCAUCUUGCAGGAUAUCUGGCGCACCGAGAUGUAG
This is a messenger RNA of Sporisorium graminicola, 3204 nucleotides long. RefSeq lists its product as uncharacterized. Lineage: Eukaryota; Fungi; Basidiomycota; Ustilaginomycetes; Ustilaginales; Ustilaginaceae. Gene Ontology annotation, molecular function: zinc ion binding; DNA-binding transcription factor activity, RNA polymerase II-specific. Gene Ontology annotation, biological process: regulation of DNA-templated transcription. The transcript has a single exon. The record is from RefSeq and is a predicted model, not a curated record. The coding region runs from base 1 to 3204 and encodes 1067 amino acids.